GUUUCCCACAAUGCAGCGCGGCGCGCUGUCCCCGGUGCUGAUGCUCAGCGCUGCCCCGGAGCCUCCACCGCGCCCGCCUCCCGCCCUUUCCCCGCCAGGCCCCGGCCCAGGCUCCCGCCAUGGCUCGGCUCGGCCAGGUCCUGCCCCAGAGCCGUCGGGGGCCCUGGCUGCAGCGCUCGACAGCAGCCUACGGGCUGCCGUGGCGUUCAAGGCGGAGGGCCAGCGCUGCUACCGAGAGAAGAAGUUCCGGGAAGCCAUCGGCAAGUAUCAUCGGGCACUGCUGCAGCUGAAGGCGGCGCAGGGAGCCCGCCCUGGAGGCCUGCCCGCCCCCGCUCCUGGGCCCGCCACCAGCCCGGGGCCGGCCCGCCUAAGUGAAGAGCAGCGGCGCCUGGUGGAGAACACGGAGGUGGAGUGUUACGACUCCCUCACGGCUUGCUUGCUGCAGUCGGAGCUGGUGAACUAUGAGCGCGUGCGUGAGUACUGUCUCAAGGUGCUGGAGAAGCAGCAGGGGAACUUCAAGGCCACCUACCGCGCGGGCAUUGCUUUCUACCACCUGGGCGACUAUGCACGCGCGCUGCGCUACCUGCAGGAGGCCCGCAGCCGGGAGCCCACAGACACCAAUGUCCUCCGCUACAUCCAGCUGACUCAGCUGAAGAUGAACCGUUGCAGCCUCCAGCGGGAUGACAGUGACAGUGGGGCUGGGGCCCCUGCUCGCGAUGUGGUUGGCUGAAGCCAAGGGGCUGUCCCUACCCCACUCCUCCUCACCUCACGGUGUAACUCCCCCUCUCAUGUUUGCCAGUAAAGCACUUGUCACUGGCGACCAUAA
Messenger RNA from Castor canadensis (American beaver), 826 nucleotides. RefSeq names its product tetratricopeptide repeat domain 9B (gene Ttc9b). Gene Ontology annotation, molecular function: protein binding. The record is from RefSeq and is a predicted model, not a curated record. NCBI's taxonomy places the organism in Eukaryota, Metazoa, Chordata, Mammalia, Rodentia, Castoridae.